This is a messenger RNA of Trypanosoma grayi, 315 nucleotides long. RefSeq names its product putative transmembrane protein. The transcript has a single exon. Lineage: Eukaryota; Euglenozoa; Kinetoplastea; Trypanosomatida; Trypanosomatidae. The record is from RefSeq and is a predicted model, not a curated record. Gene Ontology annotation, cellular component: membrane. The coding region runs from base 1 to 315 and encodes 104 amino acids.
AUGGCAAGCCCCGCCGCUGCUGGCACCCUCGCCGUUCUGCUGCCGCUUGGUGGCUUUAUCGGCUAUUCCCGUAAAGGCAGCAUCAUGAGCUUGGCAGCAGGAACGGUGACAGGGGCCAUCAUGGCCUAUUCUCUCGUCUACCUGCUGAGCGAUCCGCACGACAAGUGGGGCAACCGCAUUGCGGCAGUCACAACGCUGCUUUUGGCAGCCGUGAUGGGGGCUCGUUACGCAAAGGGACGGAAGAGCGCUUCCCUCAUCGUCAGUGUCAUGUCCGGACUGAGUUUCCUCCUGGCAUUUGGGCCCAACGCAUACUGA